This is a messenger RNA of Hippocampus zosterae (dwarf seahorse), 7554 nucleotides long. RefSeq names its product adhesion G protein-coupled receptor L1-like. NCBI's taxonomy places the organism in Eukaryota, Metazoa, Chordata, Actinopteri, Syngnathiformes, Syngnathidae. Gene Ontology annotation, molecular function: G protein-coupled receptor activity; carbohydrate binding. Bases 921 to 6593 code for a protein of 1890 amino acids. The transcript has 25 exons. Gene Ontology annotation, biological process: G protein-coupled receptor signaling pathway; cell surface receptor signaling pathway. Gene Ontology annotation, cellular component: membrane. The record is from RefSeq and is a predicted model, not a curated record.
AAUACACGCGCACGACCACAGGCAGGCGUUGCACGCUCCCGAGCACAGAACGCGCAACAAGCGGACCAGCGGAUGAAGCGAGAGCGCGCACUCGGAGAGCAGAGGACGGACGCAAGGCGAUGCCAGGAGCGGGAAAACAUCGCCUCUGACGGUCCAGCUGUUAAUGUGUCUGGGUGUGUGUGUGUUUUUUUAGAAACCCAGGAGCGUUUAAUUUGACGAAAUUGGCACAUUUUUUUUUAAAUAGAAAGCAUACGGCAUCCGCCCUUGGUGUUGCGACUGAACACAAUUCGUCGUGAUGAUGCCUUUUCACUUCGACGCGAUUUGGCGAUAAGUGCAAAGAAGGAUGUCUUGCAACAAUGUCGGAGGAAGAUGCGCAGUCGUGACAACAACAACAACGGGCUUCGGUGAAGUGUAGUCGUCGAAAGAGGUCCGCACGGGGUCUGCGGCUCACGUUUAUCUCCGGUCGUCUAUUUUCUACCCGCGAAGCCGAUCGGACCUAUCUACAACAAGGCCAACAGCCCGUGGCGUCCGUGGCCAUGAACGCCGUGGGAAUGAGGGUACCAACGUGACGCACAGUGCAGCGGAGAGUCGGGGACGUCAUCGAGAGGACGGAGGUCCAGCAGAGAGCCCUCAUUCCUGGAGGAGGGAGGAAUAGGAGUAGGAGGAGAAGGAGGAGGGGGCGCCCAGUUGUUGUUGGACCCCUAAUGACUGCUUCACUGUCUGCUGUAUCACCCGCCAUCACCACUGCCGAGAAGAGGGCAUCGGUUUUCAUGUAACGGGCAGUGUCGUGGAGGGAGCAGAGAAGCAGGAGGAUGGAGACGCAGUGAGCGAGGAGGAGGAGGACGAGAAGAAGGAGGAGGAGGAUUGACGGCUCUCCUAACGCGGCUGGCGGUGUGACGACCGAACUCUUCCUUCCCGGCAUGGCGGUGUCAUUGUGCUUCUUGGGCGUGUGCGUGCUAACUUUGGCUCAGGUCGCCCCCUCCAGCCAAGCCAUGUCCCGGGCCGCCAUGCCAUUCGGGCUGUUGCGCAGGGAACUGGCGUGUGAGGGUUACCCCAUUGAACUGCGCUGCCCGGGAAGCGACGUGGUGAUGGUGGAGACCGCCAACUACGGACGUACUGACGACAAGAUUUGUGACGCGGAGCCCUUCCAGAUGGAGAACACGCAAUGUUACCUUCCAGAUGCACUGAAGAUUAUGGCUCAGAGGUGUAACAACAGGACGCAAUGUGUGGUGGUGGCAGGGGUGGACGUUUUCCCAGACCCUUGUCCUGGAACAUACAAAUACCUGGAGAUCCAAUACGAGUGUGUCCCUUACAAAGUGGACCAAAAAGUUUUCGUCUGUCCCGGAUCACUGCUCAGCAUCCAGCCAGCUUCCUCUCAGCUGGAGGCAGAACAUCAGUCAGGGGCGUGGUGUAAGGAUCCUCUGCAGGCUGGCGACAGACUAUACGUCAUGCCAUGGACGCCGUAUAGGACCGAGGUGCUUUAUGAAUAUGCUUCCUGGGACGACUAUCGGCAGAACCGUGUCACCACUACCUAUAAACUUCCAAGUCGUGUAGACGGUACAGGUUUUGUGGUGUAUGAUGGCGCCGUGUUCUAUAACAAGGAACGUACACGGAACCUGGUCAAGUAUGACCUGCGAACCCGCAUUAAGAGCGGCGAGGCGGUGGUGGUCAAUGCCAACUACCACGACACGUCGCCUUACCGCUGGGGAGGGAAGUCAGACAUCGAUCUGGCAGUGGAUGAGAAUGGCCUUUGGGUGAUCUACUCCACUGAAGCAAACAACGGACGCAUUGUGGUCAGCCAGGUGAACCCGUACACCCUGCGCUUCGAGGGCACGUGGGCCACAGGUUUUGACAAACGUGGGGCGAGCAACGCCUUCAUGGCCUGUGGUGUGCUCUAUGCGGUGCGCUCAGUCUUCCAGGAUGAUGAGGGGCAGGCGGAUGGCCGUGUGGGCAAUGAUAUGGUGGUUUAUGCCUAUGACACCAGCCGGGGGCAGGAGCUGCCCAUUCAGAUCCCCUUCCCCAACGCUUACCAGUACAUCUCUUCCAUAGACUACAACCCUAGAGACAACCAGCUGUAUGUGUGGAAUAACUAUUAUGUUCUCAGAUACCCGCUUCAGUUCACGCCACCACCACCAACUAAAGGUCUGUUGAUCCCGAACCUCGAUUGGCGUAACUCUGAGGCGUCUCCAGAACCCGAAGUCAAGUUUUCGUUCCCUACAGGUCCACUUUCCUCUUUGAUGACAACCGUUCGCUCUUACACGGCUACCGUUGCACUGACUCCUGUGCGGCCAUCAGCCUCGCACCCGGUAGGCGUCAUCAACCGAGGACCCUUUGACCAGAGGCCAAUAACAGCCAUGGUCCCCUUAACGCCCCGCCCCCCUUUGCGUGUUCCCUUGGCCCCGGGGGGCCCUGGUCAAGUGGGUGGAUGUGAAGGAAGAGUGGCCAGAGGGGUACAGUGGCCCCCAACUCUGAAAGGGGAGACCGUGGAGAGGCCCUGCCCCAAAGGCUCACUGGGGAUUGCGUCCUAUGAGUGCACGACGUCGCCAGUUAGCUGGAGCUCCAGAGGUCCUGACCUAUCUAACUGUACCUCUCCGUGGGUCAGCCAGAUUGCACAAAAGAUUAAAAGUGGAGAGAACGCAGCAAAUAUAGCUGGGGAGCUGGUCAACCUAACCCGGGGACGGAUCUAUGCAGGUGAUGUCAGCAUGUCUGUCAAAUUAAUUGAACAGUUACUGGACAUCUUGGACUCCCAGCUUCAAGCCUUGAGACCAGCCAAUAAAGAGUCUGCAGCACGCAACUACAAUAAGCUGCAGAAAAGGGAGCGCACGUGCAGGGCUUAUGUGCAGGCUGUGGUUCAAACGGUAGAUAACUUGUUGGGUCCCGAGGCGUUGGUGUCCUGGGCUGACAUGAGCAAUUCUGACCAGUCCCGCUCUGCAUCACUCCUGUUGGAUGCGGUGGAGAAAGGAGCGUUCCUGUUGGCUAACAACCUCUAUGAAGGUCGAUUCAGUGACAGAGCACCAAAUGUCGAUCUGGAGGUGUACGUGCUCAACACAGAGGCGGACAUACAGGACCUAACUUUCCCGCACUCCUAUGACAGCGACAGUAUCCUGCAGAUCUCAGCUGUGGCCCUGCAACAGUACAGCAAUAAUGGCCAAGUGAAGUUGGUCCUCUCUCUGUAUAAGAACUUGGGCAGCUUCCUGACCACCCAGAACUCCACCUUGCGGCUUGGACUCGGACAGGGGUCAGAGGUCAGGCUCAGGAGCCUGGUGGUCAACUCCCACGUCAUCUCUGCCUCUGUGCACAGAGGCUCCAAUAGAGUGUUCCUCUCUGAGCCUGUGGUGUUCACUCUCAGGCACCUGCAGCUGGACAACCACUUUGGUCCCAACUGCUCUUUCUGGAACGCCUCGGGGGUCUCCGGGACUGGCAAGUGGUCCACACAAGGAUGUCGCCUGUUACACACCAACAAUACGCACACGACUUGCGCCUGCAACCACCUGUCCAGCUAUGCUGUACUCAUGAUGUACCAGCAACCAGCUUCUGGUGUGGGAGUAGAGGAGCUUCUGGUCUACAUUGUCUCCUGGGUGGGCAUCUCGGUUGCUCUGGUGUGUUUGGCCACCUGUCUUACCACCCUGUGCUGCCAGGCGGCACCGUGGCACACUGACCACAGCACCAUCCACUGCAACUUGUGGGCCAAUCUGCUCAUCACUGAGCUGCUCUUCCUCAUUGAAUCCAUUAAGACGCAAUAUACCGUGGUGUGCUCCAUCAUUGCCGGCCUGCUGCACUUCUCGCUGCUCUCAGUCUUCUGCUGGCUAUGUCUGGAAGCGGUGGAACUGUACAUUUUGCAACGUGAGGUGUUUGAGGGUCGUAACUCCAGGCGGAAGUAUUUGUACCUGAGUGGCUACUCCAUACCCGGGUUGGUGGUGGCUGUGUCUGCAGCCAUUGACUUCAGAGGCUACGGCUCAAAAACGUUCUGCUGGCUGCGAACUGACAAUUACUUCGUUUGGAGUUUUCUUGGACCGGUGGCCGUUAUAAUCACGCUUAACCUUGUGAUCUUAGUGAUGACCUUACAUAAGAUGCACAGCACUGCGGCCCUGAAGCCCGACUCCAGUCGCCAUGACAACCUGAGGGCGUGGGCAGUGGGCUCGUUGACGCUUCUCUUUCUGCAAUGUGUCAACUGGUCCUCAGGCCUGAUGUUUUUGUCCGCGCCCUCUCUCCUCCUGGCUUAUCUCUUCGCCUCCCUUAAUACAGCGCAAGGCUUCCUCAUCACCAUCCUGCACUGCACCCUCACCAGGAAGUGUUGCGCAACCUCUUCGUCCAGCUCUCCGGACUCGAUCAAGGGCGCUGCAUUGCGCUCCAACAGCCGCUACAGCAGCAGCCAGGGGCGGAGGGCCACGGCGAACCGACAGAGCCGUAUUAGGAGGAUGUGGAAUGACACGGUGCGGAGACAGACCGAGUCAUCUUUCAUCGCCGCUGAUGUUAACAGUACCCCAACUCUUAACAGAGCUGCAUUGGGGAAUCAUUUCCUGACCAAUCCAGUGCCGCAGACUCGCGCAGGAGCCUCUCCGUAUGACACCAUGUUGGCACAGGGAUACAAUCAACCCUUCACCUCCACAGUUGGAACCUUCCGAAACAAGAAAGUUGGUGUGUCGCAGAGUCAAGAAUCCUGUGGGUUGGACAGCGUGUGUCUCAACGGAGGCUACACCCCAAACACCUUCACCCUGCAUGGACUGGGGGCCAUGCCUGGAUCCAGAGCUGGAGUGGUGGGCAGCACUGACCUUCUGAAAGACGGAGGAGUCGGCAUGGGAGGCGAUGGCAUCUCCCCCGCCCUGCUAACCCCGCAGGGCGCCGCAGAUCUGGGCACCGGUGCCGCAAUGCGUCGGAACUUGUCCGAUGCGGCUGCGCUGGAGAAGAUGAUCAUCUCUGAGCUGGUACAGAGCAACCUGAGGCCUUCGGGUGACAUGCCCGUCCCUCCCGAGCGCUACGGAAGCCUGGCAAGGCCUCAUCAUCUGGACAGGGCGGCCCUGGCUCCCACUGCCACGCUGACUCGGCACGCGCAGCAACCCCAAGAGGGCUGGGCGGCCACCAUGCAGCCCACCUCUCGACACAACGCACAAGAGGGUUGGCCGCAUUUGAGGCAGCACCUACAAGGUGCUGAGACACAUUCCUCAUCACAUGAACAAGAUCAUGCCACAACACCACACUCACAAGAUGGCUGGUCACACGCACGCACUCCAGCAGAUGCUGAGUCCCGCGAGUUGCUGAAAGAUGCAGAGAGGCUCCAGCUGCAAGGCACUCUGGGUCGUCGAGGGCUCCAGGAACGGCAACAAGCGCGUCCCCCCGAUGUUCAGGCUCGGCCAUACUCCACCCUCAGCCGCACUCCUGGCACCCUGUCCCGCCACCGAACCACAGCCGAGUCAGGCGGAGGGACGGACAAAGAAAGGGAGCGAGACCGGGAUCGUUAUCGAGACAGACCCUUACCGCCGCCUCCUCCCCCACCCCCGCAGGAGUCGGAGCCCUUGUACAAAGCUCUGGAGGAGCCACUUCUGAUGAAACAGCGGGAGGCCGGUGUCGACACUUGGCGAGGAGUGCAGGACAGGGAGAAGGAUGAGACAUUUCUCCUAAAAAGAGAUGGACUUAUGGAUGAGUGGCGGGGACGUAACAGAGCAAGGGAAGAGUCUUUUUGCUCUCAAAAGAGAAAUGGAGACAUGGCUGAGUGGCGAGGUGGAAUAGAAAGAGGAAGGGAGGAACCUCAUCUCCUGGAGAAGAGAGAUGAAAGGAUGGAUGCCUGGCGAGGAGCAGCAGAGACCGACAGGGAAGAAACCUUCAUCACUCAGCGAAAUGAUUUUGGGAUUGGUGGCUGGAGAGCUGGGAUGGAGAGGGAGAAGGACAGAGAUGGGUGGAGAGUAGGAUUUGAACGAGAGAAUGAAAAGCAGAAGGACAGAGCACUCGAUGUGUGGCGUGGAGGGGUUGAUGUCGACAGAGAGGAAUCUUUUCUGUUUGAAAGUAACGACAGUGGUCUUGAUGGCAGAAAAAGAGGAAAAGAUCGAGGUCCGUUCAGGUACCAUGGUGACCGAGAGGAUUCUGAUGGCUUUACUCUGCCUUUGACCCCUGAUCUUGACCUUGACCCCGACACCUCGCCUAUCUACGCCCAAGAUUCAAACCCCUCGCCACUGUACCCGGGAGACCGUCCAUCGCCGCCUCUCGGUCUCUUCCCGCGAAGCUCACCCCCAACCAACAUAUUUGCUCCCCGAGACGCAAAUUCUCCUCCCAACAAUCUCUACUCGCGCCACUCACCUCAAGUGUACAGCCGCAGUAGUUCGCCUCCCCGCUUCUACAGCCGCACCUCCCCCCCGACACUCUCCUACCCUGACAGUAGCCCCGAAGGUCCCGAAGAGCUCAGCCCCAGCAGCCCGCCCCAGCAGCCUGCCCUGGAGCUGCCGUACAGCCUCGGGAGACCUCCUCUCGGCCCUCGUCCCAAUCACCUGCAAACCUUUUAUCAGCCACCGCCGCCGACGACUAAUGGAGAGGCUAUGUACACCUCUGAGCCGUCUUCGGAAGGAGACGAUGGUCAGAUGCAGCGGGUGACAAGCCUGUGACUAGGGCGGUGGUGAUCGGGGCAUAGAAAACAGGGAGGUGGAGAAGAGCACAACCAACAGGAAUAAACAAGCAGUUUCUAAUGAUGAUGAUGACGAUGCUAAUGUAUCUCAGUUGGCCAGUGAAGGUAAUGAUGAUGUCAGAGAUGGCUCCUCCCUGCUUCUAUCUCCCGAUCACCACGAGACUCCCCCUUUCCCCUUUCUCAUUCUUUUGUUAUCUUUCGAGAAGUGUGACCGUCAUUGGCCGUAACUCUUCCUCUGCUCUCCUUCCCUGGACCCCUGCUGUGUCUUCCUGCUUCAUCAGUGCUUUAUUUUUUACUGGCCCAUUAUCUGACUUUCUGUUGGUCAAUUGGCUGGGUUUCGCCCUUCCUCGUAGCAAGAGAAAAGUGUUGUGACGGAUCAAAGCACUAAUGUGUUGCCAAAAAAAAAAGAAAUCCUUUUAAAGAACACAUGCAUGACUUUCUAAUGGCUCUUACAAGGCCAUGCGUUCUGUAAGAAGGAAAUGUUCAAGUGCAAGUGAAUGAAUGUGUGUAGCUUGAUGAGCAUGCGUGUGUGCAAGGUGUGUAUGUAUGCGCGCGUGUGUGUGAGAGUGUAUAUAUACAAAUCUUUUAUGAUUAUGAUUUAUGAUUAAUGUAUCACAGAUUAAUGUAUCACAGAGGAACAUUUUAGCAUUGUUGAUAGAGGUGGGCCUUCAACGUGUGCCCUCCUCCUGAUUUUCAACUUGUUCCAUCGCAUCAAGACCAAAACGUGUCCUCUCGUCGCCAACUGUUGGCAACGGAACAGUUUUCAGUGGAGUCGUCAUAGCUACAGCGGAGUUGUCAUAGCAACAGAACUAUUGUCUCCAGAGCAGAUCAUGUGAAACCUCAGAACUUUUUCUGCAACCCCUGAUAACUUUGUACAUAUUACCCUCAACUGUUCUAAUUGUCUUGUAUUGCUAUUGACAUUCAAGUAAAUGUGAAAUUAA